AUGAGAAUCACAGCUACAAUUCUCUGCCUCCUUCUCGGCACUGCUGCUGCAUUGCCUGACCUCGACUCCCGGAGGAUAAGGCAUGUUUGUGCCGGUGCCCUGGACAACUUGUAUGAGCGUAUCCAAGAUCAGAAGAGAUGGUGCCAGAAUCCCAAGGACAAGUUGUGUCCCGUUGGCAAGGCCAAUUGCAGAAAGCUGCAGUGUGUUGACGCAUGCAAAGUCGAGGGUAGAACAUGUUCUCCAACAUGCCCCCCUUAA
Clonostachys rhizophaga is the source of this 258-nucleotide messenger RNA. NCBI's taxonomy places the organism in Eukaryota, Fungi, Ascomycota, Sordariomycetes, Hypocreales, Bionectriaceae. The record is from the annotation of a GenBank genome assembly.